AUGGCCACGGCGGGAAACACAGCCCGCCGCCGGCGCGCGCCAAGACAGCGCGCCACUCCCGCCCACCGCGCGCCCCGCCCACCCGCGCUCCGCACCAACCGCGUCAGGCGGGAGCCGCCAUCUUGGCAUCGCGCCGCCCCCUCGGGUCGUGACCUGCGCUGCUGUCCGCCGAGCCGCCGUUCCCGAAUUCGGGAGCUCGCUGCCCAGGAAGGCGGUGAGGACCCGUUCCUGGAGCUGUUCGGGAAACACGGAGCUGUGGCGCUCAGGGUCCGUUUGCACUCUCAAGCCCCCGCUGGCAGGGCUGCCAUUACUCCCAUCCUCUUUGCAACACUUUACUGGCGUGAGUUACAAGCAAAGAAAUCCAGCUACCGAGAGAACAGAGUCUCUCGGGAAAGGGGCUGCGGUUCUUCCUGCAGUCCAAUGGACAGCGGAGGCUGCAGCGAGCGUCCUGCAGAAACGCCUUGGAGAAAAGCGACCUUAGAGCCGCAGGCUCCAACUAAGCUAGAGCUCGGUACCGGCAACGCGACCGGUCGCGGCGCUGAGUCUAACUUUGCGCAGCCCAGAGACUGGAAUCAGAGCAGCUCCUCGAAACGCCUGCGAUUCAUUCGCUCCCUGCGCAGAGCGGCUGCCCCGAAGCCGCCUUUUUUGGCGCGGGGCAGCGGCACGAGCAAAGCCGCCCGCGAGGCCACGCGCCCCACAGCCCGCGAGCCCUCCGGCGCUUGGGGCGGGCCCGGGCCGGACGGCGGACCCCCGCGGGGGCCGCGACGGAGCCGGCCCGCCCCGUCCCGUCCCGCCCCCGGCACGGCGGCCCGGGCCCCUCGCCGCCGCCGGCGCCCGGCGCCCCUCAACGAGGACAACGGGCGGUUCCUGCUGCUGGCCGCCCUCAUCGCGGCGUACCUGAGCGCCGGCGCCACCGUCUUCUCGGCCCUCGAGAGCCCGUCGGAGGCGGCGGCGCAGCUGCGCUGGAACCGGACCCUGCACAACUUCAGCCGCAUCUUCAACAUCAGCCUGCCCGAGCUGCGCGCCUUCCUGCGGAGCUACGAGGCGGCCAUGGCCGCGGGCAUCCGCGUCGACGCCCUGCGGCCCCGCUGGGACUUCCCCGGAGCCUUCUACUUCGUGAGCACCGUCGUCUCCACCAUAGGUUUUGGAAUGACCACGCCAGCAACAGUGGCUGGAAAAGUAUUCCUCAUGGUUUACGGUCUUUUUGGGUGUGCUGGGACUAUCCUCUUCUUCAACCUCUUUCUGGAGCGCAUUAUCUCCCUCCUGGCGUUCAUCAUGAAGGCUUGCCACGAAAGACAGCUGCGAAGAAGUGGUCUCCUACCUCCCAACUUCCGAAGAGGUUCAGCUAUGUCGGGGGUGGGCAGCCUCAUCGGCUGGAAGCCGUCUGUUUAUCACGUGAUGCUCAUUCUGGGAAUUUUUGCCAUCACGCUUUCGUGCUGCGCUUCAGCGAUGUACACGUUGGUGGAAGGGUGGAACUACGUCGACUCCUUGUACUAUUGUUUUGUCACCUUUAGCACCAUCGGCUUUGGAGAUUUGGUAAGCAGCCAAAACGCUGUGUACCAAAAUCAGGGAUUAUACAGAUUCGGAAACUUCAUCUUUAUAUUAAUGGGGGUAUGUUGCAUAUACUCUCUUUUUAACGUCAUCUCAAUUGUAAUCAAGCAACUCUUGAACUGGGUGUUGAAAAAACUCAGAUGCAGAUGUUGCCCGAAGUGCCAUAAGUCGAGUGCCCGUCUUGGGCGUCGCAACGCCAUCACCCCAGGAGCCCGCCUGCGCCGGCACAAAAUCUCCCUGGAGGCUGACGGGCAGUACGACAGUGACACAGAUGGCAGGAGGCUCUCUGGAGAGAUGAUCUCCAUGAGGGAGCUCACGGCGUCCAACAAGGUCUCUCUGGCUAUUUUGCAAAAGCAGCUGUAUGAGACAGCCAACGGCUACCCGAGGAACGUUUGUAUCAAUACGAGGCACAACGGGUUCUCCGCAGGGGUGGGUGCUCUAGCCAUCAUGAACAACCGCUUGGCAGAAACCAGUGACUCUAGGUAGAGUUUUUGAAGUUCUUUUUGUUUCUUUGAUAAAAAUAAAAUGAUGGUUUCAGGUGGGAUUAACGCUGCAAACGAUCAAAGUUUUACGUUCAGAGCAGACUCAGUAUUCGUUGGAUGUUCGGCAGUUUGGUUUCUUUGGUUUUUAUGUCUUCUCCAACAUGCAGUAACGUCUUGACCACAAUGUCACAAUUCUCCCUGGGGGGGUUUUGUGAGGGACUUGGAUGUCUUUGAUGCAGAAUCUGAAGCGUUUUCAGAAGAGUGGCAUGAGAGGUUACAGCAGUGUCAGAACGGACGUCUUACACAGCAGAUAGCCUGGAGUCUGGGUUUGAAUGCAUUCUGAGCAAGGUCAGUUCCAGAUUCAAACUUGGAGCAUUAAGGGUUGUCUAAACCCAUAUCUCACUGUUUGUUGGAGUCUGGAUCUGGCCCUGAACUUUGCACUUGAUGCUCUUGCCAAUUCGUUAUACCAGGCCUGUAUAUAACAUACACGUAGGUGACUGCAGGUACCCCAGCCUUAGGGUGACCGUGCUUCACUUGAAUAAUCCUGUUGACCUCAGUGGUAGAGAAUCAAAUUGACUGAAUUCCCCUGACAACAAGCAACUCUUUUUCAGCCAGUCUUGUCAGAAACACCACGCGCUACCUAACUCUUAAAAGUCGGGGGAUUAUAAGGCAUAAGAAGCAUGUUGAAACAUGCACAGCAGUUCCUCCCUACAGAAUAACCUGAAAACAUGCAAGAGAAGCCAGCAUUCAUCUCUGGUGUCAAAUGUUUGCAUUUCUACUGAGAAACAAAGCAGAUACCUGCAAUACCCAGACAGACUGAAGCACAAGAAAUGAGAAGGAAGCUGAAGGAGCAAAAUGGGAAAAUGAAAGCACACUGCACUAGACUGCACUUUCUUUUCAGGCACACAGCUUCAUAGGUCUCUGUAACUGAGCUGCUGUUAUUAUUUGUUAUGAUGAACAUCAGAGGAACUUUGCUUCUGUUAAUUCCCUGGGUUUGGUGUUUGCUGACUGCUGUGUUUCACUGUGUGAACUGGGGAAGGAAUGCCCCAUCCACGCUGGUUUCCUGGUGGCAUCACUUACCCCUUUGCAUUCAUUGCAUACAUAAACUCCUGUAAUUGGUUGAUGAGAAAGUACCAGUACUUGUUCUCCUUGAGAUGAUGCUUCCCAGCAAAACAGCAACUGAAAUAAGUUCGAAGAUUGAAGUCUGCUUAAAUGAUUGACAUUUUAAAAAUGAUUUAAUUCUGGGUUGACAUCCAGCACACCCAGUAAUUGUGAGUGCUUUUAUCACCCAGCUGAUUUUCAGUGUCAGCUCAGGAUUUUCCCAGGAUAAGAUCUCUGAGCACAGAGGACUAAAAGCCAUACUCAGCUCACUCUACUGGUAUGUUAUAUACAGCUUGCCACCAAAUGGAGCAGACAUGUUUGGCUCCCUUCAUACAUGGUUGAA
Messenger RNA from Centrocercus urophasianus (Greater sage-grouse), 3477 nucleotides. RefSeq names its product potassium two pore domain channel subfamily K member 12 (gene KCNK12). Gene Ontology annotation, molecular function: potassium ion leak channel activity. Gene Ontology annotation, biological process: potassium ion transmembrane transport; stabilization of membrane potential. Bases 1 to 2037 code for a protein of 678 amino acids. Lineage: Eukaryota; Metazoa; Chordata; Aves; Galliformes; Phasianidae. Gene Ontology annotation, cellular component: membrane. The record is from RefSeq and is a predicted model, not a curated record. The transcript is spliced from 6 exons.